Aureobasidium pullulans EXF-150 is the source of this 1768-nucleotide messenger RNA. RefSeq names its product cysteine proteinase. Gene Ontology annotation, molecular function: zinc ion binding; cysteine-type deubiquitinase activity. The transcript has a single exon. The record is from RefSeq and is a predicted model, not a curated record. Lineage: Eukaryota; Fungi; Ascomycota; Dothideomycetes; Dothideales; Saccotheciaceae. Gene Ontology annotation, biological process: spliceosomal complex assembly; mRNA processing; protein deubiquitination. Bases 34 to 1701 code for a protein of 555 amino acids.
CGAUUAAUUUCCAAUUUAUAUCCAACAUCCAAAAUGAGCAAGCGCCCGGCCGAGGAACCUCUGGAACAAACCACCGCAUCCCCUUUCUCGAAACGCGCGAGGGUCGAGGACGUCGUCGAUGAGGAUGCGCCUGCUCCCAUUACCACAAAGCCGACCAACGGACAUACCGAUGGCAUAGCUGAUGCUGCCGCGCAAGAGAAUGGCGCGCUAGAAGAGGCCGAGCUGGAAGACGAUGACGAGGACAACCUACCUGCAGUGUCAGGCCCGACGCGACAAAAAGCGCCAGCUGAAGGUUACUCGGACUUGUACUUGGACACCAUCAACCGCGGCGUGCUGGACUUUGACUUCGAGAAAUUGUGCAGUGUCACCCUUUCAAAUAUCAACGUCUACGCCUGUCUGGUAUGCGGCACAUACUACCAGGGUCGUGGCCCCAAGUCGCAAGCCUACUACCACGCCCUUGACAUCGGUCACCAUGUCUUUAUCAACAUGCACACCAAGCAAGUUUACGUACUGCCCGAUGGUUACGAGGUCAAGCAUAAGAGUCUGGAAGAUAUCAAGUUUGUCGUUGAUCCGACCUACUCAAAACAAGAUGUUGCGAAACUGGACAAGGUCCGAGAACCUGCUUGGGACCUUCAAGACAAGAAAUACACGCCAGGCUAUGUCGGUAUGAACAACAUCAAGGCCAACGACUACUUCAACGUCGUCUGCCACGCCCUUGCUCAUGUCCCUCCGCUCCGUAACUUCUUCGUGCUCGAGGACUUGCACGAUCGCCCACAGCUGGUCCAGCGAUUUGGUACUCUGCUACGAAAGAUCUGGAACCCUCGCUCGUUCAAAGCACACGUCUCUCCUCACGAACUGCUGCAGGAAAUUUCACAGCGCUCCAACAAGAAGUUUUCGUUGACAGAACAAGCCGAUCCUGCAGAUUUCCUUUCCUGGUUCCUAAACAACCUACACACCGGCCUGGGAGGUAGUCGGUCGAAGCCUAGAAGUAGCAUCGUGCAGAAGAUUUUCCAAGGCCAACUCCGCGUUGAAUCGCAAUCUAUCACCGCUCGUGCCGAUGCUCAAGAUCGAUUGCGCUUCGAAGAUGCUGCCAUCCAAAGCGCCGUGACGCCUUUCAUGAUGUUGACACUGGAUCUCCCGGCCGCACCGCUGUUUCAAGACGACAGAAAUGAGAACAUCAUCCCUCAAGUCAGUCUCACAAACAUCCUGGGUAAAUACGAUGGCAUUCGCGCCCAGGAACGUCUCAACACUCGCCUACGCUAUCGUCUCCUACAUCCUCUUCCGCCGUACUUGCUCAUGCACGUCAAGCGCUUUGCGCCAAACAAAUUCCUCCAGACACAACGCAAUCCUACCAUCGUCACAUUCUCUCCUCGCUCACUAGACAUGUCCCCCUAUGUCGAACCGAACCCAUCACUACAUCCUCCUGCAGAGCCCAUCAUCUACGAUUUAGUCGCCAACAUCACCCACGAAGGUGUUCGCGUACGUGAUGACAGUGUCGAGGGAGAAGCCGAGAAGAAGGUCUGGCGUGUGCAAUUGCUGGAUAGGGGCAAGGAGAAGGGCGGCAAUGCCGACACCGAUCGCUGGGUGGAGAUGCAAGACCUGUGGGUCGGCAGAGUCGAAGCCGAACUGCUGAGUACAAAGGAAGCAUACGUGAUGGUUUGGGAAAGGAGAAGAGGCAAUGCCGCUCCGAAAAAGAAGUAAUAGUUCUAUUCCAAAAUAAAGAUGAAACCUCGCGACAAAUUUGUCCAGGAUCAAUAGCGCGAGAUCG